Pseudomyrmex gracilis is the source of this 3187-nucleotide messenger RNA. RefSeq names its product alanine--tRNA ligase, mitochondrial (gene AlaRS-m). The record is from RefSeq and is a predicted model, not a curated record. Gene Ontology annotation, cellular component: cytoplasm; mitochondrion. NCBI's taxonomy places the organism in Eukaryota, Metazoa, Arthropoda, Insecta, Hymenoptera, Formicidae. The transcript has 12 exons. Gene Ontology annotation, molecular function: alanine-tRNA ligase activity; ATP binding; aminoacyl-tRNA deacylase activity. Gene Ontology annotation, biological process: tRNA modification; alanyl-tRNA aminoacylation. The coding region runs from base 29 to 3136 and encodes 1035 amino acids.
AUUGUCCCAGAGUUGGAAUUUAAUUCGCAUGAUGCAUCAUCUGUGGGCGAGAACCGGUCCCGUAACAAAGAGAAUGAUUUUUUUGAAUUUAACACGUUCGUACACAAACGGUCGGUUCGCAAACAAAUCGGCUAAUCUGAUUAGAAAAGAAUUUAUAGAUUAUUUUACCGACCUGAAGCACAAUGUCAUUCGUUCUAGUCCUGUAUCGCCGGUUAACGAUCGGUCUCUUGCGUUUGUCAACGCCGGCAUGAAUCAAUUCAAGGGGAUUUUCUUAGAUUAUUACGAGCCACCCGCAACAAAAGUUACAAACUCGCAAAAGUGUGUCAGGGUGGGUGGAAAACACAACGAUCUAAGUGUUGUUGGUAAUGACAGUUAUCAUCACACGUUUUUUGAAAUGCUUGGAAACUGGUCGUUUGGAGAUUAUUUCAAGGAAGAGGCUUGCUCAUAUGCCUGGAAUCUUCUGACAAAUGUGUACAAUAUACCCAAGGAAUAUCUGUACGUAACAUAUUUUGGUGGUAAUGAAGAACUAGGCCUGGCUCCGGAUCUCGAGUGCAAAGAUAUCUGGCUGAGACUGGGUCUUUCAGAAUGCAAAAUUCUACCUUUUGAUAUGCGAGACAAUUUUUGGGAAAUGGGUGCGUCGGGACCUUGCGGACCUUGCACAGAAAUACACGUGGACUAUGUAAAACGAUCUUCCAAUCAAGCUGAUCGAGUGAAUAAAGGACAUGACGAUCUUAUGGAGUUGUGGAAUAUAGUUUUUAUACAAUACGAAAGACUUGCGAAUGGAUGUAUAGUACCUUUACCAAAACAUCAUGUUGACACGGGCAUGGGACUCGAGCGACUAGUUACUUUGUUGCAAGGAAAAAGAUCAAAUUACGAUACGGAUCUUUUUCAGCCGUUGUUCAAAGCAAUACAAAAUUACUCGAAGGCGCCGGAAUACAGAGGAACGUACGGCAAUGACGAUGUCGGCAAAAUUGACUACGGCUACAGGAUCUUAGCGGAUCAUGCGAGAAUGAUAACCGUCGCGCUAGCUGAUAACAUGUUACCCGAGCAAAAUCCAAAACUGCGAAGAAUAUUACGAAGCGCGAUAGACGUAGGCGAAGAGAUUUUCAAGAAAAGUGGAAUUGUCGCCGAGCUUGCUCGCAAUGUGGCUGAUAACUUGAACGCAGCUUAUCCAGAAUUGCACAGUAAUUUAAAACAAGUACAAAGGAUAAUAAACUUUGAGGAAGAUCUCUUGAAGAGAUUGCGAAAUACUUGCGGUAAAACGUGGAAGAACAUGGUGAAAACUCGGCCCGAACUGGCAUCGGUCACUGAGUGGAUGGCUCCCGGUUUAGUAGACGGCUACAAAUAUCUACAGUCCAUGAUGAAAGACUUGCGUAAAACCGAUGCGUUACCCGGAACAGUCGCGUUUAAUCUGUACAAAACGUACGGCCUGAAUCCGGAAACUAUAACAGAGUUAGCGCAAAUCGAAUCGUUGCAUUUUGACGAAACCGACUUCGAAAAGCACCUUGAUAACCACAGAUAUCAGAUGAGAAUAGGAUUAGACAGAUAUAGCAACGUGCUCACUAAGGAAUCCUUGAGAAUACUCAAAGAAAAUAACGUACCUAAGACAGACGAUUCGUUCAAGUACAAUUACACGUACGACGGAAAUGACUAUGAAUUCCCAACGCUCAACAGCAAACUUGUUGGCAUCAUUUUUAACGGAAAAAUAAUUGCAAGUAAAAAUAAUAUCAAUGUUACAAAACUUGAUGACGCAACGUCCUUGGACGUUGGCGAGAUAUUGAAUAGUACGGAUGACAUCGGUAUUAUACUGGACAGGACGAUAUGUUACUCGUUAGAAGGUGGUCAAGUUUCGGACAAAGGGAAUAUUUGUAUCAGGAAUUUGCAUUUCAUUGUAGACAGUGUCAGAAAAGUUGACGGCUAUGUGAUACAUUGUGGACGUUUUGUCAAAACAGAUGUACCGACGUCAGAACUGCGGUUGCAACUGGAAGACGAUUGCUCAGUAACCAUAGAACCAAAUUCGCGCGUUGGAGCUAUGAAACAUCACACAGCGGCACAUUUGUUGAACGCGGCCGUAAAACAAGUUACGGAAGCGGCUUAUCAACGUGGGUGCGCGGUGAACUCGGACAGUUUGAAAUUGAUCUUCAAUUCGUUCGGUCAACAAUUUGCAACGAAAGAAAUAAGAACGAUAGAAGAUCGCAUUAAUAACGUCAUACAAUCUCAAGCCGCGGUAACUGUACGAAAUUUAAAUUCGCUCGAGCUGUUAAAUCAAGAUAACGUUACGUUACUGCCUGGGGAACUAUAUCCUUACACGGGCAUCAGAGUCAUAGAAAUUAACUCUGAUGAUUUGCAGGCGAAAGAACCAUGUUGCGGUACGCACGUUCACAAUACGGGAGUGUUGCAACAGUUUUGGGUUUCGACGUGUACCUUGAAGGGAGCUACAAGAUACACGGUCAAUGCCGUUGUUGGACCAAAGGCUGUACGCAUGAAACGAGCCAGUGACAAGGUGUGGAACAGAAUUGCGGAGCUGGAAGAUAUGUCGCGAAAUGGCAAGAUAACGUACGAGUUCUUGGACGCGGAAAUAAGUCGAAUGAAGGAAGAGAUCAGGAACGAGAACGCGGAGAUACCAUUACCUUGCACGAUUAAGGAGAAGUACCUGACGCACUUGGACGCUAUGAACAAAGCGGCGAGGGUACGAGAAAAAGAAACGGAAAAAGCUUCUAUAGUUAAUGACAUCGCUAAUACUGCCGCUAAUUCGUCAUCCGGUUUUAUUGUGCACUGGCUGGACAAGAAUCCCACCUAUAUGUCGCUGCACGAAAUUGUAUCUCUUUUUCCCGAGACGCCGAUAUUAAUUCUGUGUGCCACCGAUCAAUUCGUGAGAGCAAGAUGUUCCGUGCCGCAGGAAAUUGCCUCGAGCGAAUUCAACGCGCAGAUCUGGAUGGAUAUUGUUCUUCGGAUCUUCAACGCGAAGCACGGACCGAUCAAAGGAUUCAAACCGAUGUUGGUUGCAAGUAUGAAAGCUGUGGAAUCGCCGAGGGAUUUUCAGAUACUCGUGGAAAAAGCACUCGGUGAAGCUACCAAAUUUGCGUCCGCGCGUGCAAAACAAGUCCGGCAAGUUGUCGAUAACAAGAAUCAGUGAGAGAGACGCUGUAACUCUUACAAGAGACUCCAUUCGUGCAAGGAUAAUUAU